Guillardia theta CCMP2712 is the source of this 1179-nucleotide messenger RNA. RefSeq lists its product as hypothetical. The transcript has 12 exons. Lineage: Eukaryota; Cryptophyceae; Pyrenomonadales; Geminigeraceae. The coding region runs from base 1 to 1179 and encodes 392 amino acids. The record is from RefSeq and is a predicted model, not a curated record.
AUGGUGGAAGCUCUCAGAGCAGUCUUGUGCGCAAGGAUCCUCGACGAGCUGUGCUUUGCUGGAGCCCUCCGGCACCCGCGAGCAUGUCCAGACAGAGCCCGGGCAUGCGCCAUCACAGGGGGGGUGCAGCGCCGACCAAGCAGAUGGCAGGCGCUAGGGAUGUUGCAGCAUGGAGGCAGAACUCGGAGGGUUCGAGCAACGUUGUGGAGAUGUCAACAAGAAGGCUCGAGCGCCGACAACUCAAAGGACACGGGCUAUGACGAGCUGGAUGAACUGGUGAAGAAGGAGAAACAGUCUCUCGAUAUCGAGGAGCGGAAUCAAAGACCAAGAAACUGCGUCCUCGCAAUUCUGCGAGCCAAGAGCAUUUCCCCGGUGCCAGGGCUGCCGUCGGUGGACAAUGGUGACGUGGCAGAUCAGAAGUAUGUGUUCGAGUACUUGCUCGAGAGCCGCGAGAGCGUUGGAGAAGAGUGGAACAUGGGGAUGAUGUUCUACCUGCCGGAGGUGCAGGUGAUGGAGAAUGAAAGUGUGGAUGAGGCGAUCGGUCGCCUUCUGAGAGAGUUCGGGUUGGAAAAAGGGCAGGCGGCGAUCUACCCGAACCUGUUCCAGAUACCUGAAUAUGAGGUUGUGCAAGAGAGAAGUCCUUUGAUACUUCCCGACAACGAGGUGCACAUGACGACCAAAAUCCUGGAGUUUCUGCGAGCCGAAGCUUUCAUCGUCGUGGACUACAAGACUGAGAAUGACUGCUGGCCCAUAGUGUGCACAACAAGCCAUGAGCUGCGAUGGGUUGACACUAAAGAUAUUCUAGAAGGCUGGCUUGCUGCCACUGGGGGCAAACCCACGCUUAACUCAGACAACCUGGACUCCGCCUUCCUCUUGAAAGGUUCAAGUCAACCCCUGCUAUCGGGCUCUGGUUGUGAGUUGAGAGCAGACGGCUCGCGGGUGCACGAAGACGUUGUUGCUGUGCUGGCUCGUGUCGAGGUUGGGCCUCUUGCUGACUUGAAGGUCCUUGUGAGCUGCGAGCAGGGGCUGCGGGAGAGGUGGCCGACCAGGGUGCUGGAGAACUUCCGAGAGAUUUCAGGGACGACGGAGGAGAACAAGGAGGAGAAGACAAAGAAAGAGAACCACAAGGAGAUUGUGUUGAUAAUCGCAAAGUCAGGAAGGACGUACAUCAAGAAAUGA